Molecule: messenger RNA, 856 nt
Organism: Aethina tumida (small hive beetle)
Lineage: Eukaryota; Metazoa; Arthropoda; Insecta; Coleoptera; Nitidulidae
Product: 26S proteasome non-ATPase regulatory subunit 9
Exons: 1
Coding region: 68-721 (217 amino acids)
Biological process (GO): proteasome regulatory particle assembly
Cellular component (GO): nucleus; cytoplasm
Molecular function (GO): protein binding
Source: RefSeq, a predicted model, not a curated record
GUAUACAUGACAAUUGACAGUUUUGAAUGUGCAGAGUGAAAAUAAACUCGAAUGACUUAACAAAUUGAUGGUAAAUAAACAACUAAACGAAACUAAAAUGAAACUGGAAGACUUGUCAAUCUCCGACAUGAACCAGGAAAUCAGGUCCGACGUCCUCAAGCUAAUGGACGAGAAAAUCGAAAUCGAGAGACGUAUACGUGAACAGACCGAAAUCCUGCAGCAAAACGGAAUUGGCAUGACCGAGCCGUUGGUCGACGACGAAGGGUAUCCGAUAAGCAGCGUCGACGUCUAUCAGGUACGACAUGCCAGACAAAGGUUGAUCUGUCUGCAGAACGAUCACAAGGACAUAAUGAGACGCAUCGAAAACGGACUGAUCGGGUACUAUUCGACCAGCAACACCAGAAGUGACACCCCGACGGCUCCCCAGGUCGGAGCUGCCGAGCCCGAACGCACGACACCCUUUGCCAAAGUCACACUUGUCAGUGACAGGUCACCAGCUGAGCUCGCUGGCUUUGAAGUUGGGGAUGAGGUUGUUAAGUUUGGCUCAGUUAAUUCGGACAACUUCAGGGACAUAACUGAUAUUGCCACGGUUGUUCAGCACUCUGAAGGAGUGGAGAUUGAUGUUAGGUUGAAGCGGGGUGGCCGCUUUGUCAAUCUUGUGUUGGUUCCCAAGAGGUGGGCUGGAAGAGGAAUGCUUGGAUGCAGCAUUUCAGCUUUGUAGACAGUUAUUAUGUAUUAUAAUUACUUUUCUGUAUAUCUAAAUUUGUAGUCUGUACAUUUUUUAAGCUUAUUUUUUUACCAAAAACAGUAAUGUAAAUGUUGAACACUUAUAAUUAAUAAAAGAUUUCAAAUCUGA